This is a messenger RNA of Dictyostelium purpureum, 1689 nucleotides long. RefSeq lists its product as uncharacterized. The transcript has 3 exons. The record is from RefSeq and is a predicted model, not a curated record. Bases 65 to 1612 code for a protein of 515 amino acids. Lineage: Eukaryota; Evosea; Eumycetozoa; Dictyosteliales; Dictyosteliaceae.
AUUAAUAUAUAUAAACAAUAAACUAAUUACAGUAAAAUUACAUUUAUAUCAAUAAAAAAAUAAAAUGUUAAGGUAUAUAGCCUAUCUUGUAUUAUUACUAACUAUAAGUGGAGCACAGGCUCAUGAUCGUUGUGAAUCACUUAAAACUCAAGAUGCAUGUCAUUCAGAAGCAGGUUGUAUGGUAGUAAAUUAUAAAAAAUGUUGUGGUGAACAACAAUGGACAUGUAUUGAAGGUUCUCAAGAACAAUGCCCAUGGCAAAAUAUGUGCUAUAAGAAUAAAGAAGAUAUUAUUGAAGUCUCCAAUGCAUGUUAUAAACCAGCUGGUUUUGAAUUGUUUACACCACCAAACCCAUCAUGCUCACAAGCUAAACAAGAUGCAUGUGGUAAAAAAGGUUUGGCCUGUAAAUGGCAAAGACUUGAUUGCAAAAACCCAACAUCAUGUUGUCCAGGUUACGAAGUUUGUGAUGGUGAAGAACCAACCUACACUCCAAGCCCAACUCCAACUCCAACUCCAACCCCAAGUCAUUCAUCAGGAGGUUCAUCAAGUGGUGGAAAUUUGUGUGGUGGAAGAAAUUGCCCACCUGGAUCACAUUGCACUCAAAUUAAUGGUGAAGAAACUUGUAUUAUUUCCACAACUGGCUCCGCAACUUUCGGUGUUUCUUCUUCAUCAACAGGUGGCUCACCAACUUCAGGUGGAUCUUCAUGUUUAACAACUGAGUGCCCAAUUGGUACACAAUGUGUUGAAGAAAAUGGUGAAGUACAUUGCUUAUCACCAAGCUCAUCAACCUCUGGUGGUCAUACUGGUGGACACACUGGUGGACACACUGGUCAUAGUAGUGGUCAUACCAGCGGCAAUGUAGAUGGCUGUUCCAAUGUACAAUGCCCCCCCUACUUUGAAUGUGAAACUCAUGAUGGUGUUUCCAAAUGCGUCAAAAAAGGAAACCCAUGUGACUCGACACAUUGCCCAGAACAUUUCCACUGCGAAGCAAAUGGUUCAUUAGCCAAGUGUGUUGCAGAUGCCUCACAUGAUCCAUGUAAAAACUUUAAUUGCCCAGAUAAGUUCCAUUGUGUUGCAGAAAAUAAUGAAGGUAAAUGUGAACCAAAUGGCCCACAUCACCCACAUGAAAAAUGUAAUGUCCAUUGUCCACCACACCAUGAAUGCAAAAUUGAACAUGGUAUAAAGAAAUGUGUUUUUUCAGGCCACCCACCACCACCAAAACCACACGAAUGUAAGAAGAGAUGCCCACCACAUCAUGAAUGCAAAUUUAUUCAUGGAGAAGAAAGAUGCCUCCCAUCAGGCCACCCACCACCACCACCACCACCAAAACCACACCAUUGCAAGAAGAAAUGCCCACCACACCAUGAAUGCAAAUUUAUUCAUGGAGAAGAAAGAUGCCUCCCAUCAGGUCAUGGUGAUGAUCAUGACCAUGAUCAUUCAAAGAAAUGUUUAACUUGCAGAGAUAUGAAUUGUGAAAGAAAAGGAUUAUCUUGUACAAUGAAACCAGUACCAAUUAACAGAGAUGAUUGCUGUGAAAGAGUUCCAGUUUGUUAUUAUGACAGAAACAGAAACCAUAACAAUCACAAUGAUGGUGGUUUUGGUUAUAAUCUUUAAAAAACAUUUUAAAUAAAAUUAAUAAAUAUAAAUUUUUUUUUUAAAUAAAAAAUAACUUUAUUCUUUUAUUUGAAAAU